AUGGCGACCCCGCCGAGAGCCAGUCUCGGGUCCACGGCGGGGUCGCCCGGCUCCAGGCCCCUGCUCGUGCACGGCAAGAGCGGCAUCAUCCAGACCGAGGAAAUGUUGGCUGAGCACAUCGCCGACAUCCUCCCUGGCUGGUCCGGCGUUGACCGGUCCACGAUCGUGGUGCAGAACGUCAGCGCGGAGGGCGGCGGCUCCGUCUACAAGGUUUCGGCCGAUGGCGCGAUGCCCCCAAAGGUGGCGCUGCACGUCUGGGACGAGGAGUCCGACGACAUCCUCAAGGAGCGCACCACUGCCGCGGCGCUGGUAUUCGCCUCCGCUGGUCUAGGGCCCAAGCGGCUGGCGCACGGCGGCGACUGGUUCGUGGAGCCCUGGGAGGGCAGCGGCGAGCCGGAAUGGACCGACGAGAAGCUGGUCGAGGUGGCCGAGCUGGUCGCCAAGGUGCACCGCAUCUCGCCGGAGUGGUACGAGGGCGCGGACGUGCACCGCGCUGGCAUGUCGUGGCUGCUGGUCCAGGGCUCGUCCCGGAAGCCCGGCAGCGGAGACGGAGACGUGCUCAACCGCCUCAGGCUGGGGAGGUCUCGGCCCUGCCAGGGCGGCGCCGCGCCCGUGGCCGCUGGCGCCGGCGCCUUCGAGGCGCCUCUGCGCGCACGCCCGAGGCCCCCGGGCGAGCCCCCCGCAUCGUCGUCGGCAGCCGCGGCUCCUGGUCUGCCAUCCUGGGUGACGGUCGGUCGCGAUGCAGGAAGCACAGACCUCCGUCUCCGACGCUGUGCCUCUACAGGGGCUUAG
Molecule: messenger RNA, 792 nt
Organism: Prorocentrum cordatum
Lineage: Eukaryota; Dinophyceae; Prorocentrales; Prorocentraceae
Source: the annotation of a GenBank genome assembly